Messenger RNA from Lolium rigidum, 1455 nucleotides. RefSeq names its product serpin-Z2A-like. Lineage: Eukaryota; Viridiplantae; Streptophyta; Magnoliopsida; Poales; Poaceae. The coding region runs from base 1 to 1455 and encodes 484 amino acids. Gene Ontology annotation, molecular function: serine-type endopeptidase inhibitor activity. The transcript is spliced from 3 exons. The record is from RefSeq and is a predicted model, not a curated record.
AUGGCGGCGGUCACCUGCUCCGUCAAGUGCAUCCUACGCACUUCAGCUGGGCGAGGGAAACGACGUCGAGGAGAUCAAGAACAUGGUAACGGCGACCAGGUAGAUCGUGGCCUCGAGCAGUUGCGGGCCAACAGGCCGAGCUGGACAUGGGCGCAAGAAGAUUUGCGCGGGAUCAGUGACGGCACCGCGGAGAAGGAGGCGAUGCGCCCGAAAAAGAAGGCUCGUGGUCAAGGGACCUCCGUCGACUCCGGCGGGUUGACGGCGCUCGCGCUCCGCCUGGCCGACAAGUUGUCCAAUGGCGAGGAGCACAAGGACCAGAACAUCAUGUUCUCGCCGCUGUCCAUCUACACCGCGUUAGGUCUGUUAGCUGCCGGCGCCCGUGGCACCACACUGGACGAGGUUCUUGCCGUGCUCGGCGCCGCGUCGCGAGACGAGGUCGCGCGGGGGAUCGUGCGAGCCGUGGCGGAGAACGCCCUCGCCGGCACCGACGACCCGUCAGGGCCGCUCGUCGUUACGUCUGCGUGUGGCGUGUGGUGCCAGAAAGAUCUGUCGCUCAAGCCGUCCUAUCGGCAGGCCGCCGUCGAGUCCUACAAGGCCGAAGCGCGGGCCGUCGACUUCAUCAGAAAGGCAGAGGAUGCAAGAAAGGAGAUCAACAGCUGGGUCGCGAAGGCCACAAAGAAGCUCAUCACCUCCGUCCUCCCGCCAGGCUCCGUUCACGGGGGCACCAGGCUCGUUCUCACCAAUGCCAUCUACUUCAAGGGCGAGUGGGAGGAGGCCUUCCUCCGGAGCCGCACCAAAGAGCACAGGUUCUACCGUCUCGACGGCAGCGCCGUCAGCGUGCCCUUCAUGGGCGGAAUCGGAGGCGGCGACUACCGGGUGGGCUGCCACGACGGGUUCAAGGUGCUCAAGCUCCCUUACAAGCAGGCCGCGAAUGGCGGCGGUGGCGGCAAGGCGCGGUACUCCAUGUGCGUCUUCCUCCCAACUGCGCGCGAGGGGCUGCGUAGCCUUGUCGACGAGAUGGCAUCCAGCGGCCCGGGCUUUCUGUUCGACCACCUUCCCAAGUGGUCUAGGAGCGUGACCAAGCUCCGGCUCCCCAAGUUCAAGCUGUCCUUCUUCUGCAGCAUGAGAAAUGUUCUCAGGAGCUUGGGGCUCCAAGCAGCAUUCGGCGGGCACGCCGAUUUGUUUGACAUGGUGGAGGACUCCGGCGGUGGCGGCGACGUGCGACUGCAGGUGGAAGAUGUGUUUCACAGAGCGAUUGUCGAAGUGAACGAGGAAGGCACCGUGGCGGCGGCCGCCACGGCCGUCACCAUGGUCUCUGAGUGCGACGAAGAGCCUGAACCGCCUGUGGAUUUCGUCGCGGACCAUCCUUUUGCGUUCUUCAUAGUUGAGGAGGUGUCCGGCGCGGUGCUCUUCGCCGGCCACGUUCUUGACCCUUCUACUACAAACACCGAGUAA